UACAAAUUUCAGUUGAACCACGGAUUAUCACUCUAUCCCUCAUCAGGCCUCCCAUUAGCCAUUGCACAGCCAGUUGUAAACCAUGAAGAAGCCCAGAAUGGCGUUGGAACAGGUGUUACAGGGAUGUGCCAGUGACCUGUUUUCAUUUUCAAUCGAUCUGGCGCUCUUCUGAAUUCAAAGAACAAGGGGAAACUGUUUUGGCCAAUCACUCUGGCAAUUUAAAUUCAACAGUUGAUUAAUUUGAGUGAAUUGUCACGGUUUUUUUUGAUAAGGGAGUGAUGUGCCAUUGGAGCAAUAAAUUUUCCAGUUGAAUGCAGUCUCGGGGAUAAAGGGAGACGAUAAGAAUGUUACAGCACUCUCCAAUCGACCAUUCGUGAUCAUGAUUCGUUGGGCGGAUGACGCGAUUGAUAAAAUAAUAACGAGUGACAACUCCAUCCUUAAGUGCAACGAUACUGUCGACGACAGGCAAUUAUCACUGAGCUGUUAUGUCGACGAUAAUUGUGACAAUGAAGACACUGGGGAUAUUACAUUCACCUCGUGUCUGAUCAGCAUCAUUCGGGGAAUAAAGUGGUUUGGAGAGGGCGCGGGUUACCGUAAUAAUAUAAACUCAAUCGAUGGUGCAAGCAUUGAUAAGAUAUUUCAAUACUAUUUUGGUAUUUCAAGGGGUUGGAAAAGGUGUGAGUGCGUUUUGGGGGGUAUUCGCUUGAUUUUUAACAGUUGUUGGUCAAUUGGUGGCGGAUGACUCGUUCGGGCACACCUGGCGUUGUAGUAUUAGACAUUUAUCUAGUUAAUAUACCUGUGCUUCGGGGACUUAAAUUGUCGUCGUUGACGCGUCGUAGACGAAGACGGUGGUGCUCUUGGUUAACUGUGAUUAAACGUACGAUUGUCGUAAUACCGUGAUGGCGGACCUACCUGAUAUGUCCCAUCUUACACCGGAGGAGAGGCGAAUCAUCGAAGGAGUUAUGAUGCGUCAGAAGCAGGAGGAAGAGCAUGAGAAUGAAAUUAUGAGGCGAAAGCAGGAUGAGGUACAGAUACUUGAGGAUACGAUACGUGCACGCUCUGAGAAACACAAGAAAGCGGGUAUAGAAUUGGACGCAACGUGUCACAUAUGCAUGAAAACCAAGUUUGCGGACGGUGUUGGGCACAUCUGCAACUACUGCAACAUACGGUGCUGUGCGCGUUGCGGUGGCAAAGUCACCCUCAGAUCGAACAAGGUCAUAUGGGUGUGCAUUCUGUGUCGAAAGAAACAAGAGCUCCUCUCGAAAACUGGCCAAUGGAUGGUGAAAUCAGGUCUGGGUGCUGCGGACGAAGCGAUGCUCAGGCGAAUGCAGGAGGAUAUGCAGGGCACCCCGGGCCUUUCAGACUUGACCCAGGACAAGAGACCAAAGCUGGAACGUGCUCACAGUGCUGCUGAGAAGGAAAAUCUACCGCUACUCCAGAGUAGUGGAAGUCUACUCAGACGUCAAUACUCCCAACAGGAGCAGAUGCCAAUGCGCAGGAUGUCCACCAGCGACAGUGGAGUAGAGAUGUCCGUGUCACCGCACUCUAGAAGUCUACCAACUCCCCAUGUUGUUGUUGGUUCCUAUCCACAACAAACACCGAGACAUCCGGCUGCCUUUCCCGAGGAUGAUCCUAAUCUUUAUCGUGGUGAAUUGGAUGGACUCAUGAGAGAACACGCUCAGUCUUACCAGAGAACGAGACAAAUUUAUAAAGAGAACUCGGAUAUUUCAAUGGGCUACCCUCACUCUGGAGUAGACUCGUCUCGAGUUCAUCUGAAUCAGCAGCACUCGGUGCAUCCAGUUCAAGUUGGGCAUCCCUCCCAGCAGUCAGCUGGCACUGGUCCUGGUUCUCUUCACCAACAGAGGAGUUUCAGUAGCAGUGAGGAGGAGCGCAGUACACCGGAGUGCGCGAGUGACGAGCCCGACGAGUCCGAGAAGGGAGUUCUUGGAUCUACUGUAGGGAAGGGGUACUAUCAUCAUGGGGGAGGCACAUCAUCGAUGUCCGGUGGUUCACGUAGACAUGGAUCUCACAAUGGACAUCAUGUUACCGGCUCCAUGACCAUUGAGUAUAAUGGCCAUCAUCCACCGCGAGAGCCUCGAAAAGAGGAGAGUACCCUCGUAAGGAGAAGCUUCCGAAGAAGCGGCGACGAGUGGCGCGCCGACAGUCGGAGGUUCACUGAGAGGAGGGGGAAAAAGACAGUGAGAUUCGACGGUGGGACCAAUGUAGGUGGCUCACAGGAGGACUGGUCUUGGGAGGCUGAUCGUCAAGGUAGCCAAGACAGCGCAACCAAAGACUCAGGAAUAGACACAUCGAGUACAUUUACAAGCAGUGAAGACAGCAAUCGCGGUGAUUUACCAAAGUUGUAG
Molecule: messenger RNA, 2366 nt
Organism: Fopius arisanus
Lineage: Eukaryota; Metazoa; Arthropoda; Insecta; Hymenoptera; Braconidae
Product: regulating synaptic membrane exocytosis protein 2-like
Exons: 8
Coding region: 900-2366 (488 amino acids)
Biological process (GO): calcium ion-regulated exocytosis of neurotransmitter; regulation of synaptic plasticity; positive regulation of synaptic transmission
Cellular component (GO): presynaptic membrane; cytoskeleton of presynaptic active zone
Molecular function (GO): transmembrane transporter binding; small GTPase binding
Source: RefSeq, a predicted model, not a curated record